This is a messenger RNA of Prorocentrum cordatum, 2489 nucleotides long. The record is from the annotation of a GenBank genome assembly. Lineage: Eukaryota; Dinophyceae; Prorocentrales; Prorocentraceae.
GCCGCCCCUCGCCCGCCGAGGGGGGCCAGGGGGACGGGGUUCCUGCGGCGCGCCGCGCCCCCCGCGCGCGCGCGCCUCGGCGGCGUGGCCCCCGCGGGGAGCCUGGGAGGCGCCGCGCGAUGGAGGAAGCCGGCCUCGACCUCGCGGACCUCGGCGUCCGGGACGGCUCCUCGGAGGAGUGGUCCGAGGAGUCCGAGGUCUGGGAGUGCUGGGGCGGCGCCGACCCGCCCGAGCGGGCGGACGACUUCGAGGCCGCGCUCGAGUGGGUCGCCUCGGACCAGGGCCUCACGUUCUGGACAAGGGCGAGGACAGCGCUGCGGCUUCAGUUCCUCUGGCGGCGCAAGAAGAAGGCGAGGCUCGCGAAGGAGAUCACCGCCGCGGUGCGCAUCCAGUCCGCGUUUCGGCGCCGCCAACCCAGGCUCAAGCAAGGGCGCGGAGGCGAGGUUAUGCAGGCCCAGCCCGCAGCGCCCGCCGCGGGCGCUGCUCCCGAGUCCCCGCCCGCUCCGCCGGAGCCGGCCCUCGGCCCGGACAGGGGCGCCAUGAUGCAGGCAGCGAUGUCCGCGACGCCGCCGCCCAGGGCGCAGGCGCCGCCGGACACCCCGACCAAGGGCCCCCUCCCUCGAGGCGAGGCGCGUGCUGCUGCAGGCUCAGCGGCGCCCUCAGAGGAGAAGCUGGUCGCCACGGCGUCGACCGGGCCGGCCGACAUGCGUGCCACGGUGAGGGUGUUGGGAGCGGGCGAGACGUUGACCAUCGUCAUCUUUGGUGCAACCGGUGAUCUGGCAAAGAAGAAGCUCUUCCCUGCGCUCUACCAGCUCAUGUAUGCCUGCCCUGAUGCGCCCCUGUUGCCGGUUGCGACUCGGAUUGUUGGUUAUGGUCGGAACGCGAUGAAGCUGGAGGAUUUCAUCGCCAAGCAGUGCAUCUUGGUCCAGGGUUCGCACAGGGACGACUUCUUGAAGCAAGUCUCGUACUGCCAGGGCAAGUAUGACAUGGAGGAAGAUUUCGGCAAACUCGAUGCUGCUCUGCUCGAGCUGGAGGGCUCCAGUACAGCCAAUCGUCUCUUCUUUCUGUCCGUACCGCCUACUGUGUUUGGAAGCGUUUGCCAGAACAUCCAUCUGCGGGCGUGUGCUACCAAGGGCUUCACGCGCGUGAUCAUCGAGAAGCCAUUUGGCCGCGACAGCCGGACCUUCGCCGAGCUGAAUGCGACGACUUCUGGUUGCUUCCGUGAAGACCAGAUCUUCCGCAUCGACCACUACCUUGCGAAGGCACGGUGGCGGAUCAUCCGCGACAUGCUGCAGAACCACCUGCUGCAGAUCUUCCAGUGGUUGGCAAUGGAGCCCCCGAAGCGCCUGGACGCGGAGCACAUCGCCAGGGAGAAGUGCCAGCUCCUGCGGGCCGUUCGCACGCUGCGCCUCGAGGACUGCUUCCUGGGCCAGUACGGGGCAGGGGAGCGCAAAGACGAGGACGGCGUCCUGCGGGCGGAGCCCGGCUACCUGGACGACAGCACUGUGCCUGCGGGCUCGAGGUGUCCGACUUUCGCCGCGGUCGCUCUGACAGUUGAGAACGAGCGCUGGCGAGGAGUGCCGUUCCUGAUGCGCGCGGGCAAGGGCCUCAACGAGCGCCUGGCCGAGGUCCUCAUCACUUUCAAGCGGCAAGGCUACAACUCACUGGUGCCAUCAGAGCCCAACCAGCUUGUUUUCCGGAUCCAGCCAGACGAGGGAAUCUUCUUCAAGUGUAUUAACAAACGCCCAGGAUGGAAGCAGACAAACACUGCGCCAGUGCAGAUGGACAUGAGUUAUGACCGGACUUUCCCUGGAAGCUACAAUGCCGGUGCCUACGAGCGAAUGCUCUUGAAUGCGUCUACCGGUGACCAGAGCCUCUUCGUGGGCAGCGAGGAGCUCGUGGAAGCUUGGCGUAUUUUCACCCCUCUCCUGGACGAGAUCGACGCGAAGCAGCCACAACCGGUGUGCCACCCAUUCGGCGUGCGGGCUCCAGACGGCUUCGCUGAGUUUGCACGUGCGCGCGGCAUUGUUUGCGACGAGGCGAGUGAGUAUUAUUAUUUGCCGAAGUUCAUCCGUGGCAUCCCGGUGUUGAUCCAGGGAGCUGGAGACACGUGGCGGGCCGACAAUUCCAAACUGGGCAGUCACAAUGGCGGGCUCUGCUUCCGGAAGAGCCCCGACAUGGCCGACAGGGCCCAGGAGGAUUUCCUCCUCAUGUACGGCACGACGACCAGGGGCACCGACAUCGGCAACGACUGGGUGAAGGUCCCGUACCCGACUCCGAUCGUCUCGGGGAACGUGUUUGGCUCGCUCCGCGUGGACACCCACCGUGCGAGGUCGCCCUCGGGGUGGCGACCAGACAGCUCGGCCAGAGACGCGCCAGAGGACAGCCGCCGCCGGCCGAGCCCGGCCACGAGCCCGGCCCCGAUCCGGGCCACGAGCGGGGUCUUCCGGCCCGCGGAGCAGCGCCUGCUGUCGGUGCCGAGGGGGUGA